AUGGAUAUUUUGUUUGUUGAUAAUGGGAGACAAGAUGAAAUCGAAACGUUUUACGAGGCAAGUCAACGACAAAGAGAUUAUUAUAGAGGACUACGUAAGGCCUACCACCCGUUGACCUAUUUCAGUGAUCCUGAAUAUAUGUGGCAGUGCCCCGCCGAAAUGACACCUACUUAUCUCAGCUUUCCGAUGUACCACGUGAAAUACAAACAACCCGCGGUUUUACCGGUGACUCUGGGCCGCACGCUCGCAAUUCCCGCGCUUCCCGACCGUACUUUAGCCGGGCGAUUCAACAAAGCAGCUUGUAAAGCCUUUAUUAGAUAAAUCGCAAACUACUAAUACAACUCGAACUCGGAAUUCUAUGUCAAAAUAUUCUACAUGAUAAAUAAACUUGGAACGAACUCUGUUUUAUUUUAAAUUAUAAU
Molecule: messenger RNA, 422 nt
Organism: Bombyx mandarina (wild silkworm)
Lineage: Eukaryota; Metazoa; Arthropoda; Insecta; Lepidoptera; Bombycidae
Source: RefSeq, a predicted model, not a curated record